Molecule: messenger RNA, 633 nt
Organism: Oppia nitens
Lineage: Eukaryota; Metazoa; Arthropoda; Arachnida; Sarcoptiformes; Oppiidae
Exons: 2
Coding region: 95-580 (161 amino acids)
Biological process (GO): transcription by RNA polymerase II; transcription initiation at RNA polymerase III promoter
Cellular component (GO): nucleus
Source: RefSeq, a predicted model, not a curated record
UUUGUUUUAAUUUGUUUUAAUUUAAUUUAAUUUUUAAUUUAAUAAUAAAAAAUUGUUUUUUUUAAAAUAUUGAUUGUCUGUCAGUGUGUUAGCCAUGAAUAGAGCCGACGAAAUAAGGGAUCAGAUCAGACAAAUGCGAUAUUUGACGGAAGAAAAGAAGUUCAUCGACGAUAUAAUCCGCAAAAUCGAUGACCAGAGGAAUCGGCUUCAAUUGGAAGAGAUGACACUCAGAAGGAUAUAUAACAAUACCAUGACUGAAGACCAUCAAGAAUAUGAUGAAUUGAACGAUCAGAUGGUCGUUGCCGAUGAUAGUAACGAUAGGAUUGCUGCCAACAGCUACUUGUGUAGCGGCACUCCCAGCGGUGCCAUUGAGGAACCGAUGGUUAUUCUGGAUCGGCUGCCCAUCGAGGAUAGGAUGACCAACAACAAGAAGAAGCCCAACGCUGUCGCCGAAACCAUUGAACUCGAUGUCAGCAAAGUAUUGCUUCGUCUGGCGUGUGGAGGAAGUCUUGAUAACCAACAAGUUGUUGAAGAAGAGGAGGAAGAAGAAGAAGAAGAAGAAGACGACGAAGACUAUUAAAUGCGAUAUUACUGAUUGAUUGCUGUAAGUCAUCAUCACAUUUGUGAUAUAUA